AUGAGCCAGGCCGAUGUAUCAGGAGGUGGUGAUGAAGGAGCAGAAAUUGAUAAAGGAAAGCAGAAGGAAGUUGGCGAAGAAGGAGCCAUAAUUGAUAAAGGAAAGCAGAAGAAAGUUGGCGAAGAAGGAGCCGUAAUUGAUAAAGGAAAGCAGAAGGAAGUUGGCAAAGAAGGAGCUGUAAUUGAUAAAGGAAAGCAGAAGGAAGUUGGCGAAGAAGGAGCCGAAGUUGAUAACAGAAAGCAGAAGAAAGUUGGUGAAGAAGGAGCCAAAGUUGAUAAAGAAAAGCAAAUGGAAGUUGACGAAGAAGGAGCCGAUAUUGAUAAAGGAAAGCAAAAGGAAAUUGGCGAAGAAGGAGCCGAAGUUGAUAAAGGAAAGCAGAAGAAAGUUGGUGAAGAAGGAGCCGAAGUUGAUAAUGGAAAGCAGCAAGAAGUUGGCGAAGAAGAAGCCGAAGUUGAUAACGGAAAGCAGAAAGAAGUUGGCGAAGAAGAAGCCGAAGUUGAUAAAGAAAAGCAAAUGGAAGUUGACGAAGAAGGAGCCAAUAUUGAUAAAGAAAAGCAGAAGGAAAUUGUUG
Racocetra fulgida is the source of this 571-nucleotide messenger RNA. NCBI's taxonomy places the organism in Eukaryota, Fungi, Glomeromycota, Glomeromycetes, Diversisporales, Gigasporaceae. The record is from the annotation of a GenBank genome assembly.